AUGUUCUUCAGAAGUAUAGUGGCGGCGUCCGCCCUCCUCUACUCGACUGCCACCGCACAAACAGCAUGCAACAACUCGCCAUCAUUGUGCUCGAGAGCUUACAACAACAUCACACAACUCGGAGCGCACGAUUCGCCCUUCCUGCGUAACAAGAACACAUCCUUCUCCACUUCAGGUAACCAUUACUACGACACAACAACCCAACUGGAUGCCGGCGUGCGAUUUCUCUCCGCGCAAGUGCACAAGAACAACAACGGAACCGGUGCAAAUGAAUGGCAUCUCUGCCACAGCUCCUGCGAUCUCCUCGACGCCGGUACUCUCGAAUCCUGGCUCUCAACAAUCAAAACAUGGAUGGACAAGAACCAGAAUGAUGUCGUCACGGUCCUCAUCGUUAACUCCGACUCCGCGACUGCCUCCGACCUAGGCUCACAAUUCAACUCCUCUGGCAUCUCAGAAUACGCUUACACACCGGCCUCUACCAGCAUCCCCACAACAUGGCCUACACUUGAUAACCUGAUCGGCAAUGGUACGCGCUUGAUGACCUUUGUUGCCUCGCUCAGUGAAGCAUCGCCACAGUAUCCCUUCCUUAUGGACCAAUUCACCUACACCUUCGAGAACAGUUACGAGAACGUGAACCCAAGCAACUACUCCUGCACACCUAGCCGCCCGACCGGACUCACCACAUCCACCGUCGCUUCUUCAGGUCGUCUCUUUGUGAUGAACCACUUUCUGUACGAGACGCAGCUUUUCGGUAUCCAGAGUCCUAACGAGACGUACGCAAGCACCACAAACGCCCAGACCGGAUAUGGUAGUCUCGGUUCGAGUAUAAGCAACUGUACUAGUGUGUACGGCAAGGCGCCGUGGGCCGUGAUGGUCGACUUCUUCAACGUUGGGCCUGCGAUCGCGAGCGUAGAUGCUGCAAACGGUGUUACAGGGGCCACUGGCAGGAGGAGUCUAAGUACAGCGCCAUUAACGCAAGAGAGCGAGGGUGGUGUGGCGAAGGCGCAGGGCAGUUUAUUGGCGGUCGUCGUGGCGGUUGUAGUCGCUGUUGCUUUUGGCGUGUGA
This is a messenger RNA of Ascochyta rabiei, 1065 nucleotides long. RefSeq lists its product as uncharacterized. Gene Ontology annotation, molecular function: phosphoric diester hydrolase activity. The coding region runs from base 1 to 1065 and encodes 354 amino acids. NCBI's taxonomy places the organism in Eukaryota, Fungi, Ascomycota, Dothideomycetes, Pleosporales, Didymellaceae. Gene Ontology annotation, biological process: lipid metabolic process. The transcript has a single exon. The record is from RefSeq and is a predicted model, not a curated record.